Messenger RNA from Spodoptera frugiperda (fall armyworm), 756 nucleotides. RefSeq lists its product as uncharacterized. Bases 1 to 756 code for a protein of 251 amino acids. The transcript has a single exon. NCBI's taxonomy places the organism in Eukaryota, Metazoa, Arthropoda, Insecta, Lepidoptera, Noctuidae. The record is from RefSeq and is a predicted model, not a curated record.
AUGGCAGAAAUAGAUGAGGUCCGUUCAACACAAAAAUCCUUGGAGGAGAAGUUCGCGCCCUUGCAAGACUUGGUCACAAAGCAGAUGGAAGCACUCCAGGCUCAGAUCCAGGCAGCCGGCCCCAGCAAGGACACCAUCGCCAAGGUGGCAGAAGAGUUCCGCACAUUUAGGGAACUCAUCUUCGGUGUGCUGAAGCUCCUGCGAAGUCAGAUGUCCGAAUGCUCCAGACAAAUUGAUGAGCUUGCGACCAGGAGCCGUCGAAAGGCGCUGAUCAUCCAAGGCAUACCUGAAAAAGAGGGGGAGAAUAUUAUUGAUUCGGUGCUCGAGCUUGUCAAUGGAAGACUCGGCUGCAAACUCACCGCAACAUCUAUAAGGGCUUCACACAGGCUGGGGCAAGCUAGUGCUGACCAUCACCGGCCUAUUCUUGUUAGAUUUGCCAGUGUGGACAGCAAAUCUUCAGUGUGGCGGGCCAAAACUCGCCUAAAAGGAACCAAGAUUGCCAUCCGUGAAUUCCUGACGAGAGAAAGGCAAGGCAUCUUUGUGAAGGCGCGUCAGCACUUUGGGAUGCGGUCGGUCUGGACUCAGGACGGCGUCAUCGUCAUCAAGGCCUCUGAUGGGAGCAGGUGCAGGAUCACUACAAUGGGUGAGCUAAGUCCUCUGCUGGCUAAGUACCCAAAGACACAGGGCACUUCCUCAUCCGGGGCCAGGCGGGACGCGGACGAGGCUGGCGGAACCCUGAAAGUGACACGCAGAUAA